CGGGAGCUGAGCGAGGCAGGCGGGCGGAGGAUGGGGCCGUGCCCGGGCUCCCGCUGUAGCCGCCCGGGGACACGCCGUGCACCCUCCGGCUCGGGGCUCUAGCGGUGGCGGCAGCGUUAGCGGCGGCGGCGAGAGCGGCGUUCCCGGCGCUUCUUGGCCGCGUUUCUCGGCUGGGCGAAGAGAAGAGGCAGCGGCGGCGGCACACCGGUGUCUCUCCCGCAGAUUUCUUUCUGCUUUCCUCGUCGACUGACUCGCCCCCUCCCUUUUUUGAGGAAGGGUGACCUCUUCUCUGGGACUGGAAAAGAUAUUUUUUGAGGAGGGGGGGCGGGUGGCAGCGUCAGGGGCUGCUGCCUCUCUUCUUUCAUCUCCCUCUCCUCCCCCCUCCAAGCCCUAAAAGCAAACCCCACAACUGCUCCAGCAUCCUCCUUCCCUUCCUCCACCUCCCUUCUCCUCCACCUCUUCCAGUUUCGCCCUCUUCCCCUCCUAAUUAUUUCAUUAUUAUGCUUCUCUCUCUGGGGGGUCUCGUCCCUCUCAGGUCGCUCGGAAGCCUUGGCCUCCCCUGGCUGCAUUUCUUAAAAAUUUUGGAGCCUGGGAGUGAGUUUUCUCUGAGGCGUGUGUGAGAGGCGGCGGGGGUGUUUUCCUGCGCGAGGGGCGGGUGAAGUUCAUUGCCCCCACUUUCCCGCGACCUUUUCGGACCCGAUUUGGAAUCCGGGGGGGCCCAGGCGUUUUCGGGGGGCGGGGGGCGCGGCGGAGAAUGGCCGCGGGGAGGGCUCCCCGGAGCCUCCCAGUCUCUUGAUCAAAGCAUUCCGCUAUUCUGAUUUAUUGCCUGCUUGGUGAGUUAUUUUUUUUUCCCCUCUAAAGGAGACCUGUGUGUUCAGCCAUUACUUUGCUCGGCGCUGCUCACAGGAAUCUCCGACCCUCGGUGCUGUGGGCAGCCCCGCACUUGGGCUUCUCGCCUCUCGCCCUCGCUCGCGUCCCUCCUCCCUCUCUCCGCCCCUUCCCCCUUUUCUUUCUCCUCUCUUUCUUCCCCUCUCUCCCUUCUUUCGGCCGCCGUCUCCCCCGCGCCCUCCUCGGGGCGGAGGGAAGCCGAGAAGGGGGAGGGAGGGGUUGGUGUCAAUUUUUUUGUGCGGCCGCGGCCGGAGCCUGUGGCGGGCAGGCGGCGAGCGGGGAGACCCCGGCGCGGCAGAGCCAUGGAUGGCCCGACGCGGGGCCAUGGACUCCGCAAAAAGCGGCGGUCGCGGUCGCAGCGAGACCGGGAGAGGCGCUCCCGGGGCGGGCUGGGGGCCGGCGCGGCCGGCGGCGGCGGGGCCGGCCGGACCCGGGCGCCCUCGCUCGCCUCGUCGUCGGGCUCCGACAAGGAAGACAAUGGGAAGCCCCCGUCCUCCGCCCCGUCCCGGCCCAGACCCCCGCGGAGGAAGCGGAGAGAGUCCACCUCGGCCGAAGAGGACAUCAUUGAUGGAUUUGCCAUGACCAGCUUUGUCACUUUUGAAGCGCUGGAGAAAGAUGUAGCACUUAAGCCUCAGGAACGGGUGGAGAAACGCCAGACCCCUCUGACCAAGAAGAAACGCGAAGCACUUACCAACGGCUUGUCCUUUCACUCCAAGAAGAGCAGACUCAGCCACCCCCACCACUACAGCUCAGACCGAGAAAAUGACCGCAAUCUCUGCCAGCACCUCGGGAAGAGAAAGAAAAUGCCGAAGGGACUCAGACAGCUCAAGCCAGGGCAGAACAGCUGCAGGGACAGCGACAGUGAAAGUGCCAGCGGAGAAUCCAAGGGCUUCCACAGGAGCAGCUCUCGGGAAAGACUCAGCGAUAGUUCAGCUCCUUCCAGCUUGGGAACAGGCUACUUCGUAAGUUUAUCUCAACUUUCACAUGUGUGCCUCGCUUUGGCAUUGAUUUACUUGUGUAAUGUAUGCUCAUUAGGAUGUGAAAAAAAAAAAAAAAAUCCGAAAAAUCCCCACUCGGUCCUAAAGAGCAGACUGAUGUCCAUCCUUUGACUAACAGUUGUUUUAUUUUAAAAAUGCACAACCUGCCUGGCUCUAGGGAUCCCAGGUCCAUCUGAGAUGUGUGUCUGGUUCUCAGCACCCAGCACUGUUGCGCCUUACCUGGCAGUGUGAGGGGGUACAGGGAAACCUGACUGGCUCGUACCUCCUUCCUACAAAAUUGUUUUGUUAGUGAGGAGUAUCCCACGUGGGGAUGGAACUCAGUUAUGCAGUGAGGCCUAUUUAUUCACUUGAAGACCUUCCCCACAUGCCCGAUGAAUUGCCUUUUUAAUUUUGACGAGGGGUGGUGUUUUAAUGGAUGUUUUCCUUCACAGUCUGAGUAGGUGGCCUUUUGAUUUCUUUCAGCAAAUCAUUAAAACUCCUCUUUUUAGGAAAUAGAAAUGUUUAUUUCAAGACCAUAUUCUCUGUCAUUUGGGAAGAGUGUGGAUGGUGACAUAUCUCAGGGCUUAUGACAAUACUUCUCAUUUACAAAGGAGUUAUCACUGCCUUUCUUUUGUUUAUAGCUAAAUUCCCCUUGUUGGGCUCAAUAAUUCUUUUCAGGGUAUAAAUAAAAAAGAAUCACACCUAGCCAUUAUUUACACAACAGGAUGAUAUGCCAGGGUAGACGUUUGUUGUGGUAUUUAAAGGCAUGUCAGGAAUUUAAAAGAAUCUGAUUUGUUCUGAAUGUUGAACACUGAUAACUCUAAUGUCUACUCCUCAUUUUCUGAGAAAAUAAUGAAAUCAUGAAAAUAAAGCAGAAAGUAUUACUGA
Molecule: messenger RNA, 2753 nt
Organism: Phacochoerus africanus (Common warthog)
Lineage: Eukaryota; Metazoa; Chordata; Mammalia; Artiodactyla; Suidae
Product: autism susceptibility gene 2 protein-like
Exons: 4
Coding region: 1191-1997 (268 amino acids)
Source: RefSeq, a predicted model, not a curated record